CAUCAUGCAACAACAAGUAGCCCAACAGAAACAGGAAGGAUUCACAAGCGGAUCCAGAAUGACAGCAGCCAUCCAGUGUUUCCUCCUGGCCGGUGCAGUGCUGGUGGCUGCUGGCAGCCAAAUUCACGACUCCAACAAUGGGACCAUACCAGUGGUGCUGUGGCAUGGAAUGGGUGACAGCUGUUGUAACCCUCUCAGCAUGGGAGCGAUGAAGAAGAUGAUCGAGGAGGAGAUCUCUGGCGUUUACGUGCUCUCACUGAUGAUUGGGAAAAACGUCAUACAGGACACAGAAAAUGGGUUUUUCAUGGAUGUGAAUGAGCAGGUGUCUGAGGUGUGCAGUCAGCUGGCUCAGGACCCCAAGUUGAAGGGAGGAUACAAUGCCAUGGGCUUCUCCCAGGGGGCGCAAUUUCUGAGGGCCGUGGCUCAGCGCUGUCCCUCUCCUCCAAUGAAAACCCUGCUCUCCAUCGGCGGUCAGCACCAAGGAGUGUACGGGCUGCCCAGGUGUCCCGGAGAGAGCUCUCAUAUCUGUGACAUGAUUCGCAAAGCUCUGAACAGUGGAGCUUACUCUGACCUGGUUCAAAAACACCUGGUGCAGGCGCAGUACUGGCACGACCCGUUAAAUGACGACCUGUACAAGAAGCACAGCCUGUUCUUGGCCGACAUCAAUCAGGAAAGGGGAGUAAAUGAGACAUAUAAGAAGAAUCUUCAGCUGCUGGAAAAGUUCGUCAUGGUCAAGUUCCUGCAGGACACUGUAGUGGAUCCUGUUGAUUCUGAGUGGUUCGGCUUCCUGAAAACCGGCCAGGCCAAAGAGACGGAGACUCUGCAGGAGAGCGUUCUCUACAAAGAGGAUCGUUUGGGCCUGGCGGCGAUGGACAAGGCCAAAAAGCUGGUUUUCUUGGCAACUGAGGGAGACCACCUCCAGUUCACCAGAGAGUGGUUCAAUGCAAACCUGCUGCCUUAUCUGCGCUAAAAACACUGGUGAUACUGAUGGAAUCCAGGCAGUGAAAUUGGGAGUAAAAUGAAGUAUCAGCUUCAAUAACCUGAAAUUGAAUCGUUUGAAGAGCAAUAUAAUGCAAGUUAAGAGUAAACUGGAUCUUAGUAACAAAAGCAGGGAUGCAGAGAGCACAUACUUCAUACAUUCAUAUUUGCACUGAUCACUUGUUGCAUGUCGAUGUUGUUUUUCUGAUGCCAUAUUAAUUUUAGCAGCUAAUUCGUGUUAGUCCACUGCUGUACUACUAACACUAGACUCAAAUGUUAUGUUCAGUGUGAGCUCUCCUGAUAAGGUCAAUUUUUUUUUUUUUUUUAAUAGAAAAAUCUUGUGUUAACAGCCUAAUGUACAUAAUUUGCAUCUGUACAUAUUACAUGUUGAAUCCAAUAAAGACACCAAAAUGUGUUCAUUUUA
Molecule: messenger RNA, 1402 nt
Organism: Seriola dumerili (greater amberjack)
Lineage: Eukaryota; Metazoa; Chordata; Actinopteri; Carangiformes; Carangidae
Gene: ppt1
Product: palmitoyl-protein thioesterase 1
Exons: 10
Coding region: 5-970 (321 amino acids)
Biological process (GO): protein depalmitoylation; receptor-mediated endocytosis
Cellular component (GO): lysosome
Molecular function (GO): palmitoyl-(protein) hydrolase activity
Source: RefSeq, a predicted model, not a curated record